Molecule: messenger RNA, 627 nt
Organism: Puccinia triticina
Lineage: Eukaryota; Fungi; Basidiomycota; Pucciniomycetes; Pucciniales; Pucciniaceae
Exons: 3
Coding region: 1-627 (208 amino acids)
Biological process (GO): transmembrane transport; intracellular zinc ion homeostasis; zinc ion transport
Cellular component (GO): membrane; Golgi apparatus
Molecular function (GO): zinc ion transmembrane transporter activity
Source: RefSeq, a predicted model, not a curated record
AUGAACACCAACCAGCUCCUGGCCGUCAGCUUCAUCGGCCUCAUCGUCAACCUCGGUGUUUUCUUGCACGUCAUGGCCGACACGCUCGGCUCCGUCGGCGUCAUCAUCUCCACCCUGCUCAUUGAGCGCUACGGCUGGACAGGCUUCGACCCCAUCGCCUCCAUCUUCAUCGCCCUGCUCAUCUUUGCCUCUGUCGUCCCGCUCGUCCUCGACUCGGCGAAGAUCCUCCUGCUCUGCUUGGACGACGACAAGGAGAGACAGGUCCGCAAGGCCCUCGGAAAGCUGUCUACUAUCGAGGGACUGUCGUCCUAUUCCGCCCCCCGGUUCUGGCCGAAGGACGGCGCGGCGAUUGUCGGCUCGGUGCAUCUGCAGCUGAGCCCGACGAGUGUGCGAGCGGACCCGGCCUCGAGCAGCAGCCCGACGACGACGACGGGGCUGGAGAGCCCGGUGAUGAUCCUCGAGGAGCAGGAGGGCCUCUUCGCGGCCUAUUCCCACGCCCCCCGCGUCCUCGAAUCCGUCCAGAAAACGCUCGCCAACCAGCUCCCUUCUCUCGUCGAACUCCAUCUCCAACUCGAAGGCAUCGACGGCUCCAAGUUCUGCUUUUGUCUGACCGGCCCCAACUCGUAA